UGCCUCUGAGGCUCUGACCUCACAUGAGAGGUCAGGAGGAAGAUAUCCUGAGACUCCUCCUGGGGAAUUUACACCUCCAGCCCCAGCUGUUCAUCUUCUCGGUGCUUUGGUCCGACGGCAAUGACAGCCUCAUCUACAGGACCUUCCAGGAGUUCCGCCAAUUCCACAAAACGCUGAAGGACACUUUUCCCUUGGAGGCAGGUUUGCUGAAGAGUUCAGACUGUGUCCUCCCCAAGUUUCAAGAUGCCUUAGUACUUCUCCCCAGUGGAAGGACACGGAAAGGACUGGCCAGGUUACGGCUGUUGGAAGCCUAUUCUCAGCAACUUCUGAGGGUCACAGAGACAGUGUCUCAAAGUGAGGUGGUCACUGGCUUUUUCCAGCCCCAGCCUGGGGACCUGGAGCCUGUCCUGCCCCAGAACAGCCUGGUGAUCAUGCCCUCCCCUUGGGAGAGGCCAGAACAGAGUCCAAAGAAGCCCCCGGCCCUAGAGCCAGACAUCUACAACCUGGAGGCCCAGACUUUCCGGUGCCUUGAUAACUUCAGCACUCAGGACACCAGGGGCAGGCUCUUUAAGGCUGGAGCUGGAGAAGAGUUAGAUGUGUUGCUUAAAGAACCCACAGGCUGGUGGCUGGUGGAGAAUGAGGACAGGCAGAUAGCUUGGUUUCCUGCACCCUACCUCGAGGAGGUAUCUCCAAGAGAGGGAUGUGAGGAGAUGCCUCAGACACCCUGCAGUGGGCUGCCGUUCUGUACCACCGGAGCUUACGUAAGCAGCCGGGAAGACGAGCUGUCUGUGCCUGCGGGGGCCCGUGUCACUGUGCUACAGGAGUCUGAGUGCGGCUGGUGGCAGUGCAGGUACCUUGGCCGCCUGGGGCUGCUACCUGCAGUGCUGCUCUGCCCGGACCCCGUGAACGCUAGUGGGCUGGGCAUGCUCCUGAACGCGACCCGGGCCAACCUAGACCCAGAACCCUCCAGCGGAACUGAAGCCGAACCUGAGGAGGGGCGCCUCCACCCGCACCCCCAGCCUGCUCCGCCCACCAACCUAAACUCAAGCUCAGACUCGGGCUCGGGCAGUGACAACGGGGAGAGCAGCGCGAUGGCGGCCCCUGGCUCUGGACCUGUCGUGCCCGCUCGGCCCAGGCGAGGGGACAUCCUGCGGAGCUGCUGCUCAGUGACCCGCAAGGCCCUUUUUCGUCCAGUGACACGGAGGUCUCCCGUGCCCACACUGGAUUCUGGGCUAGAGAUCCCUGCACCAGCCCUACCCUCGGCCAAGCCAUGCCUAGCCAGCCCUGCUUCUUAUUCCUCCAAACUGCCUGGCCUAGACUCCCAGAUAAAUUCUUUGGAUGCCAGGCUGUGAAGUCCUGCCCUCUCCCGUGCCCUGACCUCUGGCUUUGUGUUAGAAGGCCUCGUCCCUGUGGGACUAAGUACUCAAUGGUUUUGUUUAAAAAAAUUUUUUUUGUACGUGUGAAUAAAGGAUCCUUUCCAAGAGCUGCCUGAUUUCUCCCUUCCUCACCUCCAAAGCAAAGGCUUGUGGCACCAACCUUGUGUUUCUGCCCCAUGUGUAACCUUAGAUCCACUUGCUUCCUCCAUAAAAAAGACCCAAGUUCAAAUUCUACUCUGCCACUUUCUGCCCUUAUAACCUCAAUCAAGUCAUCUGUCUCCCUGGGCCUGAGUUCUCUCAGACAAUGAGAGGCCUGUGUUAAAUGGUUUCUUACGGCCAUGAUCUAUGCCUCCCCUGAGCUCCUGGAACACUCAGGCAGGUUUCCCAGUCUGGUUUGAUGUCCUGUAAAACACCCAGAGUAUGCACUCCCUGAGGGAAGGGUCUGGAUCACAGAUUUAGAGCAGAAAGUCAUCUAG
Molecule: messenger RNA, 1852 nt
Organism: Vombatus ursinus (common wombat)
Lineage: Eukaryota; Metazoa; Chordata; Mammalia; Diprotodontia; Vombatidae
Gene: NOXO1
Product: NADPH oxidase organizer 1
Exons: 8
Coding region: 24-1352 (442 amino acids)
Biological process (GO): superoxide anion generation
Molecular function (GO): superoxide-generating NADPH oxidase activator activity; phosphatidylinositol binding; protein binding
Source: RefSeq, a predicted model, not a curated record